AUGCCUUGUUCCAAGAUACGACUGGCCAGCCGGACCAAAGGCCGAGCUGAGGUGAACAUCGACGGCCACUAUGAAAGCAAAAUCUACACAAGCGGCUCGCGAAUCUCUGGCGAAGUAGUCAUCUACCCUUCCGAAGAUAUCCAAUCCCCUUGUGUGCAGGUCAGCCUGAUUGGCACAGCCAAGACCAUGAUGGAAACAGUCCCUGCUCCCCGGGUCACCACCUGCACCUUUCUAGCCAUGGACUCGCCUCUGAGCGAUCAAUACGAUUCCUUCGAGGCUGGCUGCGCCCGCGCCAUCCCAUUUGAUUUUAUUAUCCCGCACGAAAUCCCGGUCACAGAGUCAACAGUCAACAGACCUACGGGGGUUAUGAGGUCAUAUCAGCAGAAACUACCCCCAUCGCUUGGGGGUGGAUGGGAGGCGCGAGAUAUGUCUCCCCUGUGCUGUAGGAUUCGAUACGAGAUCAAGGCUGUAGUUACCAAGAAGGCGGGAGAUGGCAAAAUAAUCGCCGAGAUUGCUGCCAGCCGAGCCAUCACCAUCCUUCCAUCACACCCAGAGGAGCCGCCGUCAGGAUUGGGCGAAGAAAACGUUGUAUACACUCUCAAGAAGAGGAAGACUCACCGGGGGCCACUGUUUAAGAAGCUUGGAUACGUCACGGCGACAUUGGCUGAGCCGGAAGCGUUAAGGGUAGACCCUCGGGGCGGUAUCGUCCCGUAUCACGAACACAAUCUCUAUGUCAAUAUUGGCUAUGAGCUUUUGAAGACAAACAGGCUGGCAGACACAAAACCUCUAGAAGUCAGCAUUGUCUCGGGCAAGAUUGAGUCACAAACCUGGUUCAGCGACACAGGAAUGACCAAACUACCAAAUAUGAUCCCGCCGCGAACCGCAGCCAUUGCAUACCAGCCUUUAUGCUAUACAACCUCAGUACCUAUUGAUUUCGAAGAGGUUCUUCAGAAACCGUGGGUUUCUGAACAGAAGGAGGAGGGCAACGGAUCCAGCCUCCGCACGAGCCUGAAGGUCUCUGUCGCCUCCAAAGCUGGCGAUGUGCUCAUGUUACCGACGUUUUACUCGAGAAUCAUUGCCCGGACAUAUACUGUUCGUCUUACAGUCAACGUGGGCGGUGUCGGGGGUGUCAAUUUCAACUUGUCUGCCCCGUUACAGGUGGUUGUGCAACCUUCGGGCGUAAAAUUGAUGUCUGAUUGUGUGCUGGAAGAAGAGCUUCCGAGUUUUGACUCGGUUGCUCAUGCACGGUACGAGUUCGUGUAG
This is a messenger RNA of Clonostachys rhizophaga, 1263 nucleotides long. NCBI's taxonomy places the organism in Eukaryota, Fungi, Ascomycota, Sordariomycetes, Hypocreales, Bionectriaceae. The record is from the annotation of a GenBank genome assembly.